Messenger RNA from Plasmodium vivax (malaria parasite P. vivax), 1398 nucleotides. RefSeq lists its product as hypothetical. NCBI's taxonomy places the organism in Eukaryota, Apicomplexa, Aconoidasida, Haemosporida, Plasmodiidae. The transcript has a single exon. Bases 1 to 1398 code for a protein of 465 amino acids. The record is from RefSeq and is a predicted model, not a curated record.
AUGACCCUCAGGGAGAGGAAGGAGAAGCUCGAAAUUGGCACCUACCAAAAGGAAGUCCACGAAGAACUGCAAGCGGCAUAUGAACAGAGCAAAUUUGCCAAGUACGCGCAGGAACAAAAUUUCGAUACCUUCAUAUGGGAUGGGAAAAAAAACAGUGGAGGCUGCAUCGUGCUGGUCGAGGAGAAUCAUGUGAAGCACUGGAGGGAUGAGAAGACCAAGUCGGGAGUUGUGCACAAAGGGAUAGACGCGGUUACGUCAUUUAAGAAGUUUGUAGGGAAGGAGAUUAACCUUCAAGGGGAAGACAGUGAUGGGGGGCAAACCAUUGGGGGGGUGGAAAAACUAAAACGGUUAGUGGUGAAGGGGAGAAGCAGGAGUAGGAAAGGAUGUGAUGGGGAUAAUCUUUGGGUAUUUCCCUCUGGGCAGGAUGGCGGAGAGGACAUCCUCGAGAGAAUCGACCAGAUAAGGCACGCCAUCGCAGAGGUAAGGAGCACCAUUAGGAGGAAAAUUGACAUGCGGGAUGGUAAACAUGACUGCCCACCUGAUGACGUGAGGGAUGGGAAACAUGGCUGCCCACCUGAUGACGUGAGGGAUGGGAAACAUGGCUGCCCACCUGAUGACGUGACAGAGCUGCUUUUAAACUUUGCUCAGCUGCGUAACCAUGUUGAUGAGCUAACAACCUCAGUAGGAGCACCCGACCCCCGUUUGGGAGGGCAGGGCCAGUUGGAUGGACACCUAAAGAGGGGCGACGUUACCUCCGGGGGGGAGGAGCAACACGAACAGGGAAUAAAAAACAGUUACGUCCUUCUAGAUUGCCAACUGGACGAAAGAGAUGAAGAAACGGCGCACCAUGAGGGGUAUAUCUCCCUUAGGAAGCGAAACCUACACACGAUGCUGCAGCAGCUGCAAGCCAAAGUGGAGCAGUACGAAUGGCUGCUAACAGAAGGGUGUUCCCAUGAAAAGGGAGGUGCAGACAAAGGGCAAAGCGCUGGGCACACUCUACUAUCCAUUGCCAUGUUCCUAAACCUAUGUAUGAGUGAAAAUAUGGGGAAGCGGAUUUUAAAUUAUAUUUAUUUACAAAAGAUAGAAAUGAAGAAAUGUAGGCAGUACUUGGCAAAUUUGAAAAAGGGGAAGUCGCUUGACAUUUUUUGUUCCCAUGUUGAGUCUCUCACCAAGGGGGUCCCUCGCGAAGAAGACCCCGCCACGUUUGUGGAUAAGCUCUUUCGCAUAAAUCUGACGCCACAAAACGAGCAGGUGUUGGCGCUGUACAAGCGGCUGCUGCACAGCGAGCUGGGCGUCGACUUGAUGUUGCGCGAGGUGGAGGCGGUGAAUGGUGCAGUUGAGAGGGUAUGUCAUAAAUUGGAGGGGGGAGGCGAUAUUAGGAGGGAUUACGCGGGGUGA